UGUAGUAGAAAGUACAUUUAUCUGUAGUUUUCUAAACAAACUUUACAAUGACCGAGUUUGAAACCACAAUUCUCAAUAUUUCUGAUACGGAGUCAUCAGACGAAGACAAUUUACCACCAAGAAAGAAGGCCAAAUUCAAAAGAAACUUCUUAGACUACUUUAAGGGUGCAAUUUAUGAAAACUUAACAAUUGCGGAGGAAAUUCUGAAGGCCGAAGGAGAGUUUCGUUUCAAAUCUGCCAAUCAAACCGAAUGUGGCAUGAAGCAUUUUUAUAAGUGCAAAGUAUCCAGCAAGUGUUCUGCUAAGCUAUAUCUGCUUCUCGCUGAAGACGGACAAGACGUAAUUCGUUAUCAGACCAACACUGCUCAUGACCACCUACAGAAAAAUAAAACAAGCGGAGUUCAAGGCCCAACGCGACAAUUAAUGGUCAAAUUGCUUAAAAAUGGCAUCUCGGGUCCCUCUCAAAUCCAAGCAAGUAUUCGUGAUUCCGGUCUUCCAAUACCAAAUCGAAAGCAAAUUUCAAAUGCCAAAGCCUACCUAAAAUCAAUUGAGGCCCCACGAAUUGUAUCAUUAGGGGACCUUGAAAAACAACUAUCUGCACUCCUAACAGAACCUACUAGCCAAGAUCAAACAAUUUUGGUAGGAAAGAUCAUUGACUUUGAAAAGAAAACAUUCCACUUCAUGCUAUCUACGCCAAGAUUGAUGCAAGUUCUCACAUUUGGAGAUUGCUUACAUGCUGAUGGGACCUACAAAUUGGUAUGGGAAAAUUUUCCAGUCCUUGUUCUUGGGACGUCGGACAAAAAUAGAAAUUUCCACCCAAUUAGCAUUGCUGUAUCAACCGGCGAAACAGAGCAAGAUUAUGGCAACAUUUUUAGGAUUUUAGCGAGUUCAUGUGGCACUAAAUAUGAGCCAAAAGUAUUAAUUGCUGAUUCAGCAGAAGCAAUCACAAACGGCUUCGAAUCAGUUUUUGGGAGCAACUUCGUUCGAGUGUAUUGUUGGUACCACGUGAGUGCAAAGAUCAAGGAUCGAUUAAAACAAAUAGAAUGUCCGGAAACCAGGCGUGAAUUAAAGUCUGACAUAGAUUUACUUCAGUUAGCAGAAGAUAAACUUGAUUUCGAUGCGGCUGUACAUUUGUUUAGGCAGAAAUGGUCCGGAGUUGAUGCCGUCAAAAACUUCGUUGGCUACUUUAUUGGAGAAUAUAUUGACCAAAGGUGCGGCUGGUAUGAAGGAACUGCCCCAGGGUUCCCUUCCACUAAUAAUGGACUCGAGUCAAUAAAUGGACUCAUCAAACGUCAGGGAACACUUCGGAAGAGGCUACCUCUUGGAGAAUUCGUCAACUGUAUCUCCAAGCUUCUAUCUGGUUGGUCCAGUGAGAGAGACCCUCAGUUACCGGAUUACAAACGAUUUAGACUCGAACCAGUUAUAACAAUUGCGGCCAUGACCGAUGCCUACAAUUGGCUUAAAGAUACCUCUCGUCCAUCAACGAGACAAAAAAAGAUUAACGAUACCAUAAUCAAGUUUUUCGUACCAGCCAAAGGAACAAGGUCACUAGAUGAAAAGGACAUAGCCAACUACAUUCAGCUUACAGAGAAAAAGUCGUGGAGAAAGUUCGAAACAUACCGGAAGACGAAAGAAAAGCUUUGGGUGAUAGAGUAUGAUAUUAUAAAUUGGAUGCAAUCCCGUUGCAAUUGUCCCAUGUUUAAAAAACAGCAUAUUUGUAAACACUUAAUUGGGCUCGCUGCCAACCGCAAAGAUUUUAAUAUUUCUGACGCCUGCAAAAAUGUUCCAAUUGGUAUAAAACGACGCCCAGGUCGCCCCAAACAAUGUAAACAAGCUCUUAUCGUUGAAUAAUUAUAUAUUUUUUAAUUACAUGUGUGAUCUGGGUUCAAAGAUCAUGUAAAUAAACAAAUUUUAAUAUCGGGAAAUUAAGGCACUUUUUUCAGUCGAUUUCUA
Folsomia candida is the source of this 1952-nucleotide messenger RNA. RefSeq lists its product as uncharacterized. Gene Ontology annotation, molecular function: zinc ion binding. The transcript has 2 exons. The record is from RefSeq and is a predicted model, not a curated record. The coding region runs from base 48 to 1850 and encodes 600 amino acids. Lineage: Eukaryota; Metazoa; Arthropoda; Collembola; Entomobryomorpha; Isotomidae.